GAACAGCGGCGCUUUAAAAGGCGCGUCUCUCUUCUCCAAAUGCUGAUGCCUGCUUCACAAACUGGACUUUUACAGUCCCUACAGCUCCACGGACACACACACACACACACACAUACACACACACACACACACACACACACACACACACACACACACACACACACACACACACACAAGGACUGUACCACAACACAACGAAGAAUAAUGGUUUCCACCAGAAGUUUGGAAAAAACGAUGGUUUUUCUGUGUGUGUGUGUUUUGUACAACAGUAUGACAGCAGACUGCAGACCACUGAGACGGAGGUCCGUCAGUGAAGUUCAGCUGAUGCACACCGUCGGCGUGCGUAAACACAUACAGCAGAGGCAGGAGUGGCUACAGGAGCGCAUGCAGGGCAUACACACCGCCCUGUUGCAUGAUGGGAAAAUCAGCAGCAGCGAGCGCAUCAAGCUGGAGCGCACGCGUUCCCAAGACUUUACGCACGGCGCAUUGAAUGGAGACGUGGCUGAAACCCAGUGAAACGUGGACACUCUCCGUCUCGACUCACUCUCAUCUCUAUUUAUUGCUUUCUAUUUAUAUAUUUAAGUAUUUAUCUCAAUUUAUUGACUUUUUUAAAAGUUCUCCUGAUUGUUAUAAAUAUGAUAUAUACAUACUUUUAUUUUAGAUACGCGUAAGAGAGAGCACCUUCAUUUAUUUUCUUUGAGAUGUAAUCAUGUUUACUGAAACCAAGACUAUUUUAGAGUAGGACCAAUUUAUGUGUCUCCAGCAGGGACACACACGCACACGCACACACACACACACACACACACACACACACACACACACACACACACACACACACACACACACACACACACAAACACACACAGCAGGACUGUACCACAACACGGCAUGAUAAUUGCAGCAGACUGGUCCGUAUCGAUUAACCCGUGGGAUUUGGGAAGACAUGGCUGCACGACCGCUUUCUUAUGACAGCAACUCGAGUGACACGGAGAACUGCGAGCAGAGAUCCAGUUCUCGACCUCGGCGCGUUUACCGGCACUCCGGCACUGGCAGUCGGCUGCGAGGCUCUCAGCCGCACGGCGAAGUGGAGAGGAUGAGCGUACUCGGGGCCGAGCACCGCAGGGAGAGACGUCGCUCCGGAGAUCGCUCCAGGGAUUCCUCUCACGAACGGGUGGAGGGCCAGCUCACGCCCUGCAUCAGGAACAUCACCUCACCCACACGUCAGCAGCUCAGCGAUCGAGAGAGAGAAGCAGGAUCUUGGUCGAGAUCGGCGAGUCCCAGGUCUCAGAAAGGCUCGAGCGCCUUCUGCGCAGACCCCCACGGUAAAGCUCACGGCUCGGACAUGAUUUACGUGUACGAAAACGCGAAGGACGGCUCUCGGAGCGUGAGGACGUCUGAGAGGGUGACCCUCAUCGUGGAUAACACGCGCUUCGUCGUGGACCCUGCCGUCUUCACCGCUCAGCCCAACACCAUGCUCGGCAGGAUGUUCGGAGCUGGACGAGAGUACAACUUCACCCGGCCCAAUGAGAAGGGCGAGUACGAGGUGGCAGAGGGCAUCAGCUCCACCGUUUUCAGAGCCAUCCUGGAUUAUUACAAAUCAGGGAUUAUCCGCUGCCCUGAUGGGAUCUCAAUUCCCGAACUGAGGGAGGCAUGUGACUACCUCUGCAUCUCCUUCGACUACAGCACCAUCAAGUGCAGAGAUCUGAGCGCGCUGAUGCACGAGCUGUCUAACGACGGGGCGCGGCGGCAGUUCGAGUCGUACCUGGAGGAGAUGGUGCUGCCGCUGAUGGUGGCCAGCGCUCAGAGCGGAGAGAGGGAGUGUCACGUGGUGGUGCUCACCGACGACGACGUGGUGGACUGGGACGAAGAGUAUCCGCCUCAGAUGGGCGAGGAGUACUCUCAGAUUAUCUACAGCACAAAACUGUAUCGGUUCUUCAAAUACAUCGAGAAUCGGGACGUCGCCAAGUCGGUUUUAAAGGAGAGAGGUCUGAAGAAGAUCCGAUUAGGCAUCGAAGGUUAUCCUACCUACAAGGAGAAAGUGAAGAAGCGUCCCGGCGGCCGACCCGAGGUCAUCUAUAACUACGUUCAGAGGCCUUUCAUCCGCAUGUCCUGGGAGAAAGAGGAAGGAAAGAGCCGCCACGUGGACUUCCAGUGCGUGAAGAGCAAAUCCAUCAGCAACCUGGCUGCGGCGGCGGCGGACACGCCUCACGAUCAGCUUGUGGCUCUGCACGCCGGGCCUCAGGUGGACGAACUGGACAUCCUGCCAGACCACCAACAUCACCCCGAUCCGGACGCUCCGGCUCCGUGAAUCGCAGAAACGCAAGCGUCGCCUGGAUGCACCGUCUGAGUCCACGCAACACACGCGGCCAAACCCACGAUGCCUUUCCGAGCCCUUCCCUGCCUUAAGAGACCUGUGUGCUGAGCGCUGCGCACUUCACAGCAGUAUAAACCACCCACGCGGCGUUCAAACCGGAAUGGACAAAAACAAAAGCGCGACGAUGACGUAACGUAACGUAGCCUGCAAAUACCCCGUUCUCCAUAGGUGUAUUAGAGCCCUGACACACCAAGCCUACAACACAACGUUAGACAAAUCAGAAACUCAGUAGCGCGCCAAUUAAAACUUCCGUCAUGCUUCCCGGCCUCACUGGUUUUACCCGGAAACCUAAUUAUCUAAUGCGAUGUAACCUAAUAACAUAGACGAGGCAGUUAGUUCGCUAGUGCUUUCUUUUAUCGAUUAAAUCCCGUAAACACGGAAAAAAAACAAAGCCAAACUCGGAACUUCUCAGGACCGUCUCCUAAACGACGAGUUUAGCAAGUGCUAAAAGCAACACGACCGCUUCCAGUAAACAGAGUAGCGCCGCUAUCGCACUGCGUGUAUCUAUGGAGCCUGUACUGUGGCUCUGAUGUACUAUUUAACAUGUAGGCUCGUACAUCAAGCUGGCCCGAGCAAACCGUCUGCUCAGGGAGGUUUUUUUUUUUUUUUUUAACAACUCGUUUCUCCUUCGCUCACCGACCGCUCCGUCUUCCACCAGCCUCGGCUCACCGAAUCGGCACAGAAACAGUCGGCUUGGUGCGUCACAGCUCGAGGACCCGAAAAACGAUGCAAGCACACGAGCAAAACCUCGAAUCGUUAAUCAUUAGACAUCGAGCGCAGCACAAUCUGUCUCCUAAAACCGUUUCAGCAGGUCUAAUCUCUCUCACACACACACACACACACACACACACAGGCUUUUUGUGGUACGAGUGCGGUCCAAGCGGUCACACACCUUCCUUCUGUUGUCCAUCUGGUGAAGGGAACUAAAGAGCGGUUCUUCACCAGAGCCGGAUUAGAUUAGAGCCGCGCUUGGCGUUCCGCCGUAUCCGAGGUCGAUCGAAGGGGUUAAAAGAUGUAUGAUUUAAAAAAAAAAGAUGCCCUGAGCCAUUACUGAUGAGCCUCACACAGCUUCUCAGUCAAAUGUGAAACCGUACACGUGAUGUCACAACCUUCAACUUCUACUCUUCUUACGUUCUUUUUUUUUGUGUGUGUUUUUUUUUUUUUAAAGCAGCAGGGCGACGCCACUCGGUUUCGAGUUUCAGAAUCUACCUUGUUUUUUAGCUGGAUGUGUAUUUUAAUAAAAAGUGUCCUAUCGCUGUG
Molecule: messenger RNA, 3634 nt
Organism: Tachysurus fulvidraco (yellow catfish)
Lineage: Eukaryota; Metazoa; Chordata; Actinopteri; Siluriformes; Bagridae
Gene: btbd10a
Product: BTB (POZ) domain containing 10a
Exons: 11
Coding region: 944-2308 (454 amino acids)
Biological process (GO): positive regulation of phosphorylation
Cellular component (GO): cytoplasm
Molecular function (GO): protein binding
Source: RefSeq, a predicted model, not a curated record